This is a messenger RNA of Drosophila ficusphila, 1835 nucleotides long. Its product is annotated as F-box only protein 39. Gene Ontology annotation, molecular function: protein binding. The record is from RefSeq and is a predicted model, not a curated record. NCBI's taxonomy places the organism in Eukaryota, Metazoa, Arthropoda, Insecta, Diptera, Drosophilidae. The transcript has 6 exons. The coding region runs from base 225 to 1760 and encodes 511 amino acids.
AUCACAAUCUAUUCGGGAGACAGUCGCUGGCCAAACGCGUCGCAACUGCGAGUGCAGCGGACAGUCGUUCGGUCGAACUAUAUAAAAAUAAACCGAAAGGCAAGAAGAAGCCGUCAGCGCAGGCUGUGCCAAAAAAAUUUCAAAAUUAGAGUACAUAUAGUUCUGUGCGGUCGGUGUAAAUAAUUCGUGAAUCUGUAAACCAAUAAUAACAACAAAACAUCAACAUGAGCGCAAUGAGCGUUAGGCGAAAGGACAGCGGCCAACUCGAGGUUAUGCAAAGUGCUGGCUGGAAGAUCGAUAGCGAUGAGAAGGCCUGCUACAUCGAUGUUGAUGAGGAUGACGACCAGGACAACGAAGAAAUGAUUGAGUCGAAGUGGUGCUACCUACCUGACCUUAUACUAGAGCAAAUCUUUACCUACCUCAGCCCCAAAGAGCGCUACUAUGCGGGACUGGUUUGCCGCCAGUGGAACAGAGCCUUCUACUUACCAACUGUUUGGGACAACUUUUUGGUGGAUGACCGAACUCUUACGAAACCCAAGUUUAAUUACUACUCUGGUUGGCAGUUUUGUCUUGAUCACAUGAGAACUCAGUUCUGCCUGUCGAAGAUCGGCAAAUAUAUGCGAGGAAUCGAGUUUCGACCGUGGCACAGUUUCAAUAACAUCUUCCAGUUUAUGACGAUGUUAUCAUGGAAUAUUGACAAGGGUAAUGAGGAGAAUCCUGGACUUGAGUUUGUAGGAGUGGGUCGGCGUAUCCGAAAACUGGUGUAUCACUUCCCCUGCAACAUGUCGCAGCCCAACGAUCCGGAGGGAAUCAAGCUCUUCGGCACUGGAGGUCAACUCCUGAGGGUCCUGAAGGAGCUGCUCCUCCGAUUGACUGAGCUGCAUACUCUCAAGCUGGUGGACUUUGUACUGGAACGGUACGAGGCGAAUCACUUGCUGGAUGAAGUGGUUUGCAGUUGCUGCACCAAGAUGAGGGUCUUGAACCUGGUGAAUGUGACCACGGUGCACUGCCCCAUCAUGCAUGUGGGUCUGUUCCUCAACCUGCAGGUGCUCACCAUAUCGCCGCAGAACAUAGACGACGAUGUGCUGUCCCUUCUGGCGGACACCAAGUUGCGCCACCUGCACUUGCUGCAAAAUUGCUACACACCAAGCCACCUGACAAUAAGCGCCUGUGGCGUCAAAGCCUGGCGAAAUGUAAAGAAGACCAAUCCGCGCCUGCGCGUCCAUCUGCGAGUGGAGAAUCUGGCGGACGGCGAGGUGGUCAUGCAGCCGGAGGCGCCUGUCCACAGCAUCACGUACUGCGCCCCGCAGGCCAAAGUACGCGCCGAACUGCUGGUCCGCAUGGUGGACCAUUACCGGAACACCCUCGCCGUUUUUGGCCACGAGCUCCUGCCACGCUUUUCCAGCCCCAAGCCUUUUCACAGCCGCAUCGACAGCUUGCUGUUGCUGAUGUGCCGCCAGUGCUUCAAUAUGGACACUCUGAUCAUCCGCGAGAAAGUCUCCACCUCGACGCUUCUUCUCAUUGCUAAAACGGCCAAGAACCUCCAGCAUCUCCACGUGCGGCGAUUUGCAGUGAUUCUGCGAUGCGACUGGCCAAGGCAUCCGGAAUGGACAGACGAAUUCAACUCCUGGCUGAAGCGCAACUCGCGAUCCUAUGAAGCUGUGGAGAGGGAAAUCUCAGAGAUCUUGGGCUACAAAUGGCGUUUGCUCAGCGAUCGUGACUUCAAGCAGCUGACUGUGAAUGUAAAAUCGGGAGCCUAGAAGUUCCGGAUUUUCCCCCCUAAGACUUGUGAUAAACGGUGUAGAGCUUUAUUAAAUAACCCAACAUUUACGAGA